This is a messenger RNA of Bubalus bubalis (water buffalo), 6118 nucleotides long. It is a transcript of the gene KCNAB1, whose product is annotated as potassium voltage-gated channel subfamily A regulatory beta subunit 1. NCBI's taxonomy places the organism in Eukaryota, Metazoa, Chordata, Mammalia, Artiodactyla, Bovidae. Gene Ontology annotation, molecular function: potassium channel regulator activity; voltage-gated potassium channel activity; transmembrane transporter binding. Gene Ontology annotation, biological process: transmembrane transport; potassium ion transport; negative regulation of delayed rectifier potassium channel activity. Bases 3288 to 4493 code for a protein of 401 amino acids. Gene Ontology annotation, cellular component: extrinsic component of cytoplasmic side of plasma membrane; voltage-gated potassium channel complex; juxtaparanode region of axon. The record is from RefSeq and is a predicted model, not a curated record. The transcript is spliced from 14 exons.
UCCCCAUACCCCUCUCUUUCUCCUUUCUUCCCUUCUUUCUCACUUAGCUUCCUUAUCAUCUUCUCUCGAUUAUUAAUAUUUAUGGAAGGCCUGCUCUGAACAAGGCACCUUGCUUUGUCCUCUGGGGGAUAAAUAAGUGACUCAUAAGCGCUCUCUCUGCCUUGCAUGUUUUAUUCUGAUAACCUAGUCCCUGUUCUGGUUUUGGUUAUGCUUUCAGGCGUUGCUCUGCUAGUUCUUGGCAAACCUGAAAGCCACUCAGUUAACAGUGUCCAGACCUCACACACCCUAACACACUGUUCCUCCUCCCUAAGAACGGGCAGCUCUCUUACCUCAGUCCUGAGCUGCCUUCCCAUACCUUUUCCCCCUCAGCCUGUGCCCAAGCUGGAGCCACUGGCUCCUGAUCCCUCUGUGGUGAUCACCAUGUUCCUCUGUCUUGCUUCCCAGGCUGCUUUAUUCUGCCUCUCCCUCCUUUUCUGAGCUGUUCUUUCUGAUUCCUCCUACUACUUCCUCUUCUCACUUUGACUCUUUUCCUGAUUCACAUUGGUUAUUCCCGAUGAGCCAGCUUACUGUGAAAAAAAGAAAAGUUCUAAUGAUCUGCUUCCUCUCUGCCCAUUGUUAUUUAUUCCAGGGAACAAAAUUUUGCUUCAGGAGCUACUUCCCUGCAGCUGAGGGUAAAAAGAAGGCAGCCUAGGUUCAUUUGUCCCUUUCCACAAUACUUACCUCUUCCUAAAGUCACUUCCCAACCACUAAACGGUAGGCACUAUAUUUAUUUUGUUAAAUAAGGAGGGGGAAGAGCAUGAAGGGUAGAGGAUGAGAUUCCACAUUGUCAUUUAAACCUUAUAUGCAGGUUAUAAAAUGUUAUGAUUUGAUUCAUUAUGAUUCAUCUCUGGAAUGAAAUUCAAAAUAGGUAUGUAUUCUAUUUGAAAAUUUCAUUCAUACAACUUAAUUUGGGAAGAAGUAGUCAGAAUUGCUAUAUAUAUACAUACAUAUAUAUAUAUAUAUAUGUCACAUUGACACAGCCAGAGUGUAUGUUCUCCUCACCCCAGCCAGUCUCUGGGAAGAUAGACUUAUUCCUCUCCAGCUAAUCAAAUUCAUGUCCUAGGCAAAGUUCUGUAGUCUUUGAGGGCUGCCUGGGCUUCUGGAGGUCUAGUCUGCAUCUAGGCUAUCUUUGUAUCCCAGCAACAAACAAUCAGGUGCAUAAUAGGGAUUCACUACAAAUGUACAGGAUAAAUCAAAAUGAAAAACUUUCUCUAGCCUCCUAUAAUCACUCUCCUGCUUAACUCUAGUGUACUUGCUGUCCGUACCACUCUUUCAAACUUUUUAAAUUAAUCUCUUUAAGGGUUAUUGCCUUAUUCUUCCCAUCCAGGUUGCCCAGUUCCUUGAGAAGGAUAGUGCUUCAUUUUUUUCUCCACAUUUCUUUCUAAUGCCUAAUAUGGAGAUGGUGUUUACAAAUAUCAUUGAUUUAAACACUUCCUUUUUUCUUGACAGCAGUUUCUGUUGGGAACCACCUUUAGAGAGCUGAUUUUGCAGAAGGUGCAGUUUUAAUUUUAAAACUUUAAAAUUUUUAAUUUAAAAAAAUUUUAUUUUUGGUUGCACUGGGUCUUUGUUGCAGUACACGGGCUUCUCAUUGCAAGUCUUCUCGUUGCAGACACCAGCUUUAGAGCACUUGGACUUCAGGUGUGUUACACAGCACGCGAGCUCAGUAGUUCUGGUGCAAGGACUUUUUGCUCCCCUGCAUGUGGGAUCUUCCAGAAUCAGAGAUCUAACCCUUGUCCCCUGCAUUGGUAGGCGGGUUCUUAACCACUGGACCACCAGGGAAGCCCCACAGUUUUAUUGUAAGCAUAUCUAUCUAAAAAAAAGCUCUGACUGCCAUGCAUUUCAAACAGAUAAAUUAUUAGCCCCCUGCUGCUUGGUUUGGUUCAAUCACAUUUACUGAGGAGUUGCUUUGAAUCUGAUAUUGAACCAGGCAAUAUUUCUGCCUCAUAGGAACAUUCAGAGAAGACAGGAGAUGCCUUGCUGCCUACCCUUGACCUGGAGAUAAUGCUUGUCCUCACCAGCUGGUCAUAGUCCCAGUCACAUGCCCUGGACCUUUCUGGAUGGUGACUUGGACCUUCUGCUUAGCUAGUGCAGCCCCCUUCUAGGUGCACUAAAUUGCUGCCUCCUCUCCCAUCCUUCACCCUCCUUUGUGAGCCAGAAUAGAUUUUGCAGCAAGUUAGGUUACUUGACUGAAAAGUCUGUACUGUCUUUUCAGUAAGCUUCAAACUAAUUUGCUUAAGAAGUAAAUAAUAUGCAAAUGUGAAAUAAAUGCUGGUAAGGCUAAUAACAGGGAUUUCAAGCUGUGUUGUAACAAACCAGUCACAGAGCAUUCACGUGUUAAUUCACUGGCAUGUUCUCUGGCAUAAGCACCCCCAUCUUUCCUUCCCCCAUUCCAACUGUUGUGCUGCAGCAGAAUUUGGUCUGAGUCUGGGCAGAGUCCCUCUUGAAAAGCAGCCCUCCAGCUUCUAUUACAGCAAGAGUCUGGUGAAAGUGAUUCUUGCUUUCCCCUCGCACACAAAGGCAAGGAGCUCUUUAAAGGGACCUUCCUGCUCCUCCAUGCAGCCGCAAACCGUGUGGGUAGGGAUUCAAUGACCCAGGCUUUUGCCUGAAAAUGAAUGGGGAGGGGUCUUGAGGAGCUCCUAGGACCUCCCGGAGUGGGCCAGGGAGGGAGCUGACAGCCUGAGUGGAUGGAGAGCACCGGUCCCUGGGGAGCGGCUUGCCAUUAGCUGCUUCUUGGGAUGCUCCACGCGCCAGUAGAGCAUCCUGCCUUUGGUCCAGAGGGUGCUAGCGGCGCAUCUUGCGGUAUGCCUGCGUGGAUUUGAGCCAUCGCCCAGAGGCGAACCCGCAUUCAGACACGGCGGACGGGCCUCUGCCAGGGCUGCGUGCAGUCAGCACGAAUGCUUAGCUCCAGGCGUCUGCCCAAGCCUCCCGACUACAUGGAUUUGGCUGUUUAAUCAAGCGAGAUUACUGCCUGGGAAGAUUUGCGAGCCUGAUCCGCGCUCCAGCUGCUGUGACAACUUAAGGGCUGGCUGUUUACUUCUGUUGGUGUCUGGGACUCUGUCCUGCACCGCAGCCACUCCUGCCACUUUCCCGGACUCGGAAGUCAGCCGCGAGGACUCCUCUGCCGGCAUUCCGAGGAAGAGGGAGCAAGGAGGGGUUAAAAGACGAGCAGACCCUCCCAACUGCUCGAUUUCUCCUGACUGCCUGUGUUCUGGGGUUCUGAGAGGGACCGUGCGGUGCCCGGGGAAGCAAUGCAAGUCUCCAUAGCCUGCACCGAGCAUAAUUUGAAGAGUCGGAAUGGUGAGGACAGACUUCUGAGCAAGCAGAGCUCCACCGCCCCCAAUGUGGUGAACGCAGCCCGGGCCAAAUUCCGCACGGUUGCUAUCAUCGCUCGCAGCCUAGGGACCUUCACCCCUCAGCAUCACAUCUCUCUCAAAGAGUCCACUGCAAAGCAGACUGGCAUGAAAUAUAGGAAUCUUGGAAAAUCAGGACUCAGAGUUUCUUGCUUGGGUCUUGGAACAUGGGUGACAUUUGGAGGUCAAAUUUCAGAUGAGGUUGCUGAACGGCUGAUGACAAUCGCAUAUGAGAGCGGAGUGAAUCUCUUUGAUACAGCCGAGGUCUAUGCCGCUGGAAAGGCUGAAGUGAUUCUGGGGAGCAUCAUCAAGAAGAAAGGCUGGAGGAGGUCCAGCCUGGUCAUAACAACCAAACUCUACUGGGGUGGAAAAGCUGAAACAGAAAGAGGGUUGUCAAGAAAACAUAUUAUUGAAGGACUUAAGGGCUCUCUCCAGAGGCUGCAGCUCGAGUAUGUGGAUGUAGUUUUUGCAAAUCGACCAGACAGUAACACCCCCAUGGAAGAAAUUGUUCGUGCCAUGACACAUGUGAUAAACCAAGGAAUGGCCAUGUACUGGGGAACUUCUCGCUGGAGUGCCAUGGAGAUCAUGGAAGCCUACUCUGUAGCAAGACAAUUCAACAUGAUCCCACCAGUCUGUGAACAAGCUGAAUACCACCUUUUCCAGAGAGAGAAAGUAGAGGUUCAGCUACCAGAGCUCUACCAUAAAAUAGGAGUUGGAGCAAUGACAUGGUCUCCACUGGCUUGUGGCAUCAUCUCAGGAAAAUAUGGAAACGGGGUGCCUGAAAGUUCUAGGGCUUCGCUGAAGUGCUACCAGUGGUUGAAGGAAAGAAUUGUGAGUGAAGAAGGGAGAAAACAGCAAAACAAGCUCAAAGAUCUUUCCCCGAUCGCGGAGCGUCUGGGAUGCACGCUACCUCAGCUAGCCGUGGCGUGGUGCCUGAGAAACGAGGGUGUGAGUUCCGUUCUCCUGGGAUCAUCCACUCCUGAGCAGCUCAUUGAAAACCUCGGUGCCAUUCAGGUUCUCCCAAAGAUGACAUCACACGUGGUAAACGAGAUUGAUAACAUAUUGCGCAACAAGCCCUACAGCAAAAAGGACUAUAGAUCUUAAGGCAAUGCAUGGGCCACAAGGAGCUGCAUGGGUAAAACAGCGGUCUAUACAGGUACAGGAUGGUGUUACUAGCCAGUGUUUUGAAUCACUUAGCAGCCCACUGCUCAACCUCUAGUGUCCCUGGAUUCUGAGGUGUCUGCUAUCGCUACCACUGUGCACCUGAAAUUAUGAACAUACCUAAAAACUCACAAACAGGAAAAUCCAUUCUAUUUUCUUACCUUGGACUGGAGUCACCUAUUCUUACAUUGCUCUGUACACCUCAUGUUUAGGCAAAGUUAAGUAUAUGGCAGGGAAAAGACAUAUUACCUUCAGGCACUUAGUAACUUAAAAAAGGUUGGACGAAUAUAUUACAAAAUCCACAGAUUCAGCAUGGAUUGCAUCAGAAAGAGGAGGCUAUGUUCACUCAGAAGUCUUGCUUGAGAGAAUCAAACAAUUUUACUGAAUUUUUUUUUUUCUAUUUUCACAUUCACGUUUCAUAAAUUACUAUCUGCUUUCAUUAUCUUUUAGCGUUGCUUGGUCUCAAAAAUGGCCCUGUAUAGCAGUUUCUCCAAAGUGUCUGUUAGGAUUCUAAUAAUAAUAUGUUCAUUUACAUGGAGAGAUGAUAAGAGGAUGAAGACCCCCAUCUUUAACUACAGACAGUUUGGUUAAUUUACGAAAGCGAGAAUUAUACUGCUACAGAAGCCUUGCUUUGAAUAAAAUGUACCUGCAAUGAAGUAUUCAUUUUUUUCUACAUUUUACUAAAACCCGCUUUAUACUUUCUGACUGCUUGUAGGCACAGCUUCUGCAAGUUUAAAUAUUUGAGCUUUAAAAAUAAAUAUACACAUGCUCACUUUUGUAAGUAAACCUGUAAAAACACCCAGCAGGGCAAAUGUUUGCUGUUUAAUUAGCACUGGGAUUUUACAGCAUAAUGCUUGGUGUUUUUGACAUGAAAGUAAAUCAUGGGCUUGGUGAAAAUGCUGUCACUACUCAACAUAUGCUGGGUAAAGUAACACACCCAAAGAAAAGCAACUGUUAAAGAACUUCCCGACUCCAUAAUCACACUAUGUGCAUUAAACUAUAUGCAUGAAACCUCUUUGCAUGGAUUAAUGGGGCCUAGCCUUGUGGCACUCAGUUGAGGUAUACCCAGCCCUGCCACUAUUGGCUGCCUGCAUAUACCACGAGAAAACCUAAGUAUACUGUGUGUGUACCUGUGAGGAGAAAACUUUUUUUCCAGUUUGAAGGUGUAUGUCAAGGGGGAAGGUCCAUUAUAUCUCUAUUUGGACACCUGAGCAUGUACAAAAUUCUAAUUUAAUUUACUGGCCAACAGGUCCACCCAAGGAGAAAUCAUUGAGACUUACAGAAGAAGUAUACUAUCAACUUAAAAUGCUAUUUUCUGCCAUCAUUUCCAAAUAUGUACUUCAUGGUUUUCUAAAUCUUAAAUGUUAGUAUGAAAUACCAACCAAUUUUGGGGUUUUCUGUCCAAAAGUAUCAGAUUAAUAAUGGAAAUGGAUCAUUUUUCAGUUGUUCAUUGUGUGUUCAAUCAAUCCAGAGAACUACUAUAUGCAUAAAUGAGCUGAAGUCAUCUAAUUAGAAUUGCAGUUUAUUUGCUUUGAGUAAUAAAAGCAUACAUGCAUUUAAUCUCACAA